GUUCGUCUUUGACUUCAGCUACUUCAGAGAGAACAGCGUCAGGAAAGGGCUAAACUUAGUUUAGCUGCGCAGCUAAUAUUGCGACAAAUAAAUAUUUAUCUUUUUAAAAACUCCUUUCAAAGACAACGAAACACCGAGGAGAAAGGCUUGCAUAGGCCUUGCGUUUUUGCCUGAGCGCGGAUUCAGUAGCUGGGAUGCAUAAUUUCCCUCGCAAUUUUAGCUUGUUUAAUGGAAGGUACUGGAAAUUUCACAGUAAGAAGGAGGACAUAUUUAUUAGACAUAGAAGUGCGAUAAGCCCGCGACAAAGAUUUUUAACGCGUUCCUAAACUGCAGGAGGAGGUCUGUGACUUUGUGAAAUUUUGAGUAAAUUGGGAGCGCAAGCCUGUUUGUUGUUGCCUCGGGCUUCAUGAUUUGCAUCGCUAGCGGUGGGCGAGUCAAAAACACUGCUGCGAGAGAAUUUAGCUAACCUAGUGAGUUAACAGUGUGUUUGUAACGUUAGCGCGAGUUUUUUGUGGUAUUUAAAUGUCAGGGUCUGCCGAAAUAACGUGCAGUUAGCUAACGUUACCAGGUUUUUGUAGCAAAUUCGAACUGAUGGUUUGCGUGCGCUUAGCUACUCUUUUAGGUUAACUGUUUACCUGAGCGUUAUCUAGUAGGUCUGUGAGGGUUCAGAGGGGCCGUUGUCGUCAGUUUCUGUCAAAAUAGCCGUAAAUCAUCAAACAGACCAUGAAGCUUUUAGAAAAUUCAAGUUUUGAGGCCAUAAACACGCAGCUCACGAUAGAGACGGGAGACUGCAAGAUAAUAGGACGGAUUGAAAGUUACUCCUGCAAAAUGGCAGGUGAAGACAAGCAGAUGUUUAAGCAGUUCUGUCAGGAGGGACUGCCUCAUGUGCUGGAGGCACUGUCCCCUCCACAGACCUCUGGAGUCAGCCCCAACAAGCUGAGCCACAGUCAAAGUGGCGAUGAAGGGGAGGGUCCUCUCUCAGAUAAGUGCAGCAGAAAGACUCUGUUCUACUUGAUUGCCACUCUCAAUGAGUCCUUUAGGCCGGACUAUGACUUCAGCCGCACCAGAGGCCACGAUUUCAGCAGAGAGCCCAGUGUCAACUGGGUGUUUAACGCAGUGAACAGUAGUUUGUCUGCUGCUGCUGGGGAGGCAUACAGUCGCCUGCAGCCUCAGCUCUGGGAGGCCAUUGACAAUGAGAUCAGCCUGGCUGAGUGUGAUAUUUACAGUUAUAAUCCAGACCUUGAUUCAGAUCCUUAUGGAGAAGAGGGCAACCUGUGGUCCUUCAACUAUUUCUUCUACAACAAAAGGCUGAAAAGGAUCGUGUUCUUAACAUGCCGCUCUGUCAGUCUUUUCAUGGCUCCACGGGACUCUGGUAUUGGCACAGAGUUGGAUCUAGACUUGGAUGAAGGCAGCUAUCAGGGAGGAGGAGGAAGAAGAGAACAUGGAUGAGGAGAGGUGAGGGCAGAUGUAUAAAAAGGUAUGGAGCUUUAUGUGCCCAGUGAAGGUGCCGUAAUUCCAGAGCUUUGCUCCUGAAUGCCUCUGAACAACAUGGAUAUCUCUCAUAGAGUCUAGUUUUACUUUUGCCCUUAUACUUCAUAAGUCAUUAUCUGUUAUGUUUCUUGCUUUCACCAUAUGACAGAAUAAAUCUGUGUUUUUGGAGGAUUUCUGUGAGAAUGAGAUCAGCACAGGGGUUUUAUAUGUAUUCAGGCGUUUUUGGUGUAUAAUUUUGCUUUUUCUUUUUACCAGUUGCUGUUGGACUGUUUUAUCUUAUUUAAGACUAAAAAUUGCGUGCUGAUGUAAUAUCAGUUUUGAGGCAUUUUUUUCUGUUCACCUCCUAAUAGAGAAUGAGCCUGUUACAUGUUUUAUAAUAAUUAUUUUAGACCCAUCAUCAUAUGCAGUGGACCAGGCGUUUGUUAGUUUUUCCAAUCCCUCUCACAAUUCUGUUUUCAAAACUAUUCCUGAGUCUCCUGCCACCAGGGGGCGGAUUGCACCGUGCAAUUGUCGACCCACGUGUCACUAUCUUUUGUGUCUGUUAAGCUUUAAGCAUUGUUUGAUUUUUCAAGCCAUCACAUUUUGAACUUUUUUUAUUUUAUUUUGCUGUGACGUUGGGGGAUCAAGCACCAAAGAUAUGAGGCAUGUUUUUGGUAUGUUGGUUAAAGUUUUGUUUUUUCAUGAGAAUUUUUAUUUUUUAAACUACUUGUUGUAUGUGCAUGACAUUCAUUGCUUAUUUCCAGCGGGUGGGAAAGAAGUACGUCCAGCACCCUUGCACCAAAGGCAAAUUGCUGUGCUUAAAGGCACAAAUGCAUUGUUCAGAGGAGGGACAUUUCGAGUUAGUGGUCGACUUACAUGGCCUAUCCAUGGUGCCCUCUCCAAACCAGUCUCUAGGGGCUCCUGUAUGUUCUAAUAUCCAGAUUCCAGAGCCACCACUGUCCCCCAAGUGUAGUGUGCCUGAGGGGAAACUAAACAUAACACAAAAAUUCCAGAAUUAGCUUUGUGUUUGUACAGUGUUCACUUUUCCCAUUUAUGGAUAACAAAGACAGUUGUUAUUUAGAUGCACAAUUUUUUUAACCUAAUACACAUAUCUUGUUUGAUAGAUUUGUCUGUAUUUGUAUUAACCAUUACUUGGGACAAAAGUAUAGUUUUUUUUGCUAUGCUUUUUUCUCACAGAUAGACUAAACCAGCAUUAAAGAUAUUACAAUUUUAGGCUUAUAUCCCAGGCUGAAAUUUUCUUGAGCUUGCUUACCUCUCUGAUAUCACCAACUGCUGCAUAAAUAUCAACAGUAUGUAAGGUUUUAUUGCAGAAAAUAAGUUCAGUCACCAGAGCUCACUAGUUUGUACCAGUUCUAAUCUAAAUGUUGAGAGGGUGAGAUAACGAAACUUUUCCUGUCCUCUUCCUUUUCCUUUGUUCACAAUUGUUUUUACUGGAGUUAGGAUUUGUGUGCAUGUUUUGGAUGUUAAUUUUUUAAGAACAGUGCAGCACAGCGCGUCUCCACAGUGUUUUGUUUGUUAUACUAAAGCUCAUGCUUCUUGAAAAAAUUGGAAAUAUUUUCAGUCCUAGUAUUAGACAGAGCUAAACCGAAUGCAUGAUUAUUUGCUUGACCUGAGUAUAAUGUAAGGUUUGCUACUGUUUUUCUCACUGAAUAGUGGAGUUACACUACAGUUCUGUUGCGACAUUCUGAACUGACCAUCAGCUUUCUGGGGUUUGACCACAUGUCAAAGUAAAUAAUGCCAUCUUAGUAUGCUAAAAGCUGGUCAAUCGAUUUCCUCAGCUAAACAUUACACGUGUAAUUCAGAUUCUAACACAUUCAAGACACAUUCAGUGCUCAGUGUUCUGUAUUGUUAUUGAAAAGUAUAGAAUGUGACUCAUUACAUUUUGUGGUUAAUUCCUUAGUGUUCAGAUUAGUAUGUAUUGUGGCAGCUGCUCUAACAGGGCUUUUGUGAGAUGUAGGGUAAAAUGUAAUGUCCAGUACAUUUACAGUUUUAAAGCCAAUGUUUAAAAAUUGAAGUUUACCCAUUGAUUCUUAAUGUAUAGAUCAAUCAGCUGGUGAAUGUGCAGUUGAUUUGUGUUUAACUCCUUUCAUUCUGUGUGACUUAAUUCUUUCAGUGCAUUAUUUUGUAGUAGCCUACUUCCUUAAGUUCCAGAGUUUAGUAGGAAGGGAUUUAAGUUUUAUGAAACUUUAAAUGCUAUAAAGGUGCAUUUUUGUUACUCGGGGUAUAGCUAAUUUAUUUGUGUGAAGAUAUUCAAAACCAGACACAAGUCUAAGAUAAAGUUUUUACACUGAUUCUAUACAUUCAAGGAGUUUUUAAUUUUGGCAGCUUAUGGGGCAAUAAGCUUUUAUGGAUUUUAUUUUUAAGGAGUUUUGCCAAAAUGUGCUGUUUUUGAAGUGGUAUGUGUAAUAAAUCUCCAGACUCUUGCUGGGUCAAACCUCAUGAAAGUCUGUGUUCAUUGACAUUGAACUUUCUAAAGAAUUACUUGGCUUGAAAUAAGUCAAAUUCUGUCAGCAAAUAUGUCACAUUUGUGGAAAAACAAAUGUUAUUUAACCUUUCUUUAUUUGUACUGGCAACAACAAAAUACUUAAAA
Messenger RNA from Colossoma macropomum (tambaqui), 4081 nucleotides. RefSeq names its product MAF1 homolog, negative regulator of RNA polymerase III a (gene maf1a). Gene Ontology annotation, cellular component: nucleus. The transcript is spliced from 7 exons. The record is from RefSeq and is a predicted model, not a curated record. Gene Ontology annotation, molecular function: RNA polymerase III core binding. The coding region runs from base 724 to 1449 and encodes 241 amino acids. Gene Ontology annotation, biological process: negative regulation of transcription by RNA polymerase III. Lineage: Eukaryota; Metazoa; Chordata; Actinopteri; Characiformes; Serrasalmidae.